Anopheles merus is the source of this 4598-nucleotide messenger RNA. RefSeq names its product transcription factor TFIIIB component B'' homolog (gene Bdp1). The record is from RefSeq and is a predicted model, not a curated record. The transcript is spliced from 5 exons. The coding region runs from base 417 to 4232 and encodes 1271 amino acids. Lineage: Eukaryota; Metazoa; Arthropoda; Insecta; Diptera; Culicidae. Gene Ontology annotation, biological process: RNA polymerase III preinitiation complex assembly. Gene Ontology annotation, cellular component: transcription factor TFIIIB complex. Gene Ontology annotation, molecular function: TFIIIC-class transcription factor complex binding.
CGUCGAUUGCACCAAACGUCACGGACGAAAAACAUGCUGUUCUGCGUAAGAAAAAAAUCUUGCCCACAGAUUACCGAAUUUCUAAGCGCAACUGCUUGCAAAACGUGUUCACUGCCGUGCGAUUGUCCGUGUGAGCAGCAUCCAAGCCCUGCGGUAGAAACCCAAUGAGUGUUUUAACGGUGGAUCAGUUGGAAAAAUCACGAUGCAAUGGCACUGCUGUCCCAUUACGUACCGCUAAACGUGUAAAGAGUGAUGAUCGGCGUGAACCAACUCAGAGACCACCAAUCAAGUGAUAACACAGUAAUUUUUGUUCGACCGUGCUGACAGGUGGAGGUGGAGGUGGGAAAAAUUGUACGGAACGGUGGUUCCGCACUUGCCCAUGACCCGCCCGAGUUAGCGGGCAGACUCAGUGAACGAUGGCUACCCGCCGACCACGCGUAAAAGUAGCGGCCAAUCUUAGCAUUCGCCGACCGGCCAAAACCACCACGACCAAUGUGACCGGCGAAACGAUCAAACAGGAAGCUCACGUAACACUUCCCGAGCCGGGGCAGGAGCCCGCAGUUGAAUUACCCAGUGCUACAGUUGCUACUCCACCGGAGGAGGAUGCGCCGGUACCGCCCGAACACCUGCGGGAUGUGAAAGCAAUUCCAGUGCCUAGUUCCGUACCCGAAGCACCGCCGGAAGAAACAUUCCAGGAGUUUAAGCUUCCGAAGCCUCCAGAUGUCCCCGUACCGUGUCUGUCGGGGUACGAAGCCCAACCCAGCAACAACUUCAUCGUCGGUGAAGAACCAAUGUCCCCCCGGAAGCAGGACACGCGCCCCACUUUCACCCUCCCACUGGCCCGCAAACGCAUCCGCACCGAGUCGCUCACCUCCAAUAAAUCCCUCCCGGAGGGGGUGACGGUCAACAAGGUCACCCGGAAGCUGGCGACCAAGCAGGAAGAAUCGCAACGUACCCUCGACAACAAGAAGGAGAUCCGCAAGCGGCUCACCAACAUCGAGAACGUGGACAAACAGAACCUAACCAUGUUCGACAUGAUCUACUACAACCCGGUGAACAAUCCGAUGACACCGCCCGCCCUCAGCAAGCGUGGAUCGCUCGAGAACAUACCGAAGAGUGUGGACGGUCGGGAAGGGGGCAAUGGUGGGGGGUCCCGCAGCCGGAGCGUCAGCAAAUCACGCUCACCGACACCGGCCCCGUCCGGCUCGGUACCGGUGGUGGCGGCGGCUCCGAAGUCGACGGCACCGCCCGCACCGGUCACCCUGACGCCCCAGCUCAAGCUGGGCCCGAAUGGGGAGAUGAUACUCGACGAAGCUAGUCUAGUGGUGGAGAACGAGCGCGAGAGGGAGAUGCGCGAAACGCUUGCCAACACGGACAUCGUGUAUCAGGAUGAGUUUUCCGGCAAUUCCGGCUACUACAGUCGCAUCAGAAGGACGAAGGAUUGGGGCGACGAGGAGACGAUACGCUUCUACCGUUGCUUGCACACGAUCGGAACCGAUUUCUCCAUGAUGCUGACCCUGUUCCCACAGCGGUCCCGGCGUGAUCUCAAACUUAAGUUUAAAAAGGAAGAGCGUAUCAACCUCAAUCUGGUGAACAAAGCGCUGCUCCAUCCGAACGAGUUCAACGUGGACGAGCUGCGGCAACAGUUCGCCGAGGAGGACGAGCAGCUCGAAAGGCAGCGGCAGGAGGAACAGCAGCGCAAGAUGGAAGCGCUCGAGCAGCAGCAAAAGGAAAAGCUGCGCAAAAACUUGAUGAUGCGAAUGUCCGCCAGCAACAGCCCGCAAAGACGCAUUAGCAAAGCGGAACGCGUAAUGGCGGACGGUUCGGAGGUGCCGCCGGGAGACGAGACAAAGAAGCCGAAGCGGAAAGCACCGUCGAAAAAACGAUCGACCGCAAAGGCAGACGACUCGGGUCCGAAUGCAUCAACCACGUCCGCUGAGCAUGAGAAUGAGCAGCAGCAGCAGCAGCAGCCAUUUGCAACUGAGCCCGAGGGUAACAAUACAGCCAUCGUUGUGGAAGGCAGCUCGGAAAUAAUCCCAGCAACCACUGAGCCUAAGGAGGAAACAUCCAAAAAGCGCAAACGUGCUCCGGUGCCGAAGAAGCGUGCCGCUGCUAAGCAAACUGUUGUUGCCACGGUUACAACCGCCAUGGUGGAGCGUAAGGAAGAGCAGCCGUCUGCAUACGUUGCAGAGGAAAAUGGUUCGGCUUUAGCUGAACGUUCGGACCAUGUGGUUCCUGUGGACACUGCAGCAUCUAAUACUCCGGAAGCGGAAUCGUUCCACGAAUGGAAACGUAGCCCAGUGUCGAAAAAGGAAACUAUCGUGCAGCUAGAUGCUGGCACGGUCGUUCCAAUCGCCAUGGAAGAGAAUGCUCAACAACAAACCAAAUCCAUUAUCGAACGUAUCGUUUCGCUUGAAUGUACCGCUAAUACACCCAUGGACACCGCACAAACCGCUGCUGGCAAACUGUCCCUAAACGCUGCACCAAAGAAACCACCAUCACCCCAAAUGCCAAACGAAACUGCUCCACCAUCGCCGGACAAUGGCUCCGGGGAGGAGGAUAUGCAACAAGAUACCAUCGCGGACGGUUCCUCCGACGAUGACGACGGCGAUCGGCUGGUAAUAGACGAACGAACAAAUACUCCUGCCAGCUCUGCUGCGGCCGCUGAUGGGGAAAACAAUUCCCACAAAAAGCUGAAACGAAAACACUUGCCGAAGAAAAAGCGCUUCUUCGGUAAGCCACGCCCACAGCUGGUCGCUUCGAGGAAGAGGACGGAUAAGCCACCGGUGGCAAAGGAAGAGCUGCUCGAUCUGCCCGAUGAGGAGCCGGUCGUUAUAAAGAAGGACGCUACGGAAGACGUCGACCACGCGAACAAUGUGCCACCGGACGGAUCAUGCAAUGAGCCGAACGCGUCCGACCAACCGUACGUGCUGUAUGAGCCGGCCGCUGUUGCUACCUACGAGAGCAGUGCCAACCUGGAGCUGCCGAUCGUGAAGUACCAGUGUAUGGAGGAUCUAACCGAGGAGGAGGACGGUUACCGACCAUCGGAUGACGUGAUGGGCGCAGGCGGCUACCGUGACGAGCUUGGUAGGGGCGUUGAUGGUACCGGCAACGAAACUGCUGCUUCCGCUGCAACCUCUUCGGUCGCUGCCGGACAGCCGGAGCAGGAGGAGGACGUGGGCAUUACUGUGAUAACGCUGCAAAACCUGGACGACCAAACGCAAACGACCUGCCUGCGUACGGAUGUCGCGCCAUCGGUGCAGCCUACGCUGAUCAACGAGCUAACGCCGGUCGAGAUCAAGUACGACGAGUACGAGCCGGAAGGCCAGCUGGUGCUGGGGUUGGACAAUGACGACAGCAUCGUGAAGAAUGAGAUGCAGCACGGAGCGCAGAGCGGGCUGCAACGGCGAAACGAAUUGCCUAGCAACGCUCCGGUGAAUGUGCAGGUAAUCGAUUGGCCCCCGGUCGCGGGCGGUACGGCCAUACCGUACGUCGUGUCGUACGGGAAGCUGGACUCGUACGGCUGCUCCAGCGAUACCGUCAUCAUACCGGACGAGAUCAUACCGCCCCAGGCGAUGAUGGGCCAGCGCGAGCAGCACGUGGUACAGUAUGCGCCCCUCGCACAAACCAUCGUGAACGUAGCACCACCGCUGGUCGAGCAGGCGGCUGGCACGACCGCUGCUACUACCUCCCUCUACGCGCCGGAUGCCCGGGUACAGCCCGGGCAGGGCAAUGCGCAAACGGCACUACCACCGUCUGUACAGUGCACUGCAGCGAUUACUCCCAAGCACGAGCAUGCUAAUCAACCACGCAACAGUGCGCUUCAUACGAACGAGCUGGGUGAUAGUGGUGGUAGUGGUGGUGGUGACUUUGCGACAAACACGGCAAUACAAUUGCCUGCACUCGAGAUUGUCGGCGAGGCAGAGCAACCGUGCAAGCACGAUCCGGUCGAUAGCGAUCCAGCAGGCGCAGAACCAGAGAACGAAGUGGAAGAAGAGGAAGAAGAGGAGGAGGAGGAAGGGGAAGGUGAUGGUGGCUUUUCGCUCGAGGACAUCGACAUCAACUCGCUCGUGCUGGUGGAGAGUCAGGAUAGUGGCGAUCCGAACAAAACGUUCUACGAAAUUUACGUCUCCAAUCCGGACACCGGGCAGCUGAGCGAAAAGCCGCUCGAUGUGCCGGCGGACGUGAUCGAAAGCAUACGGCAAAUACUGGAAGGUGGUGGGGAACGGUAACCUCCCCUCCCCCUCCUCCGUGGUGCCGCUCCCAUGUACAUUAGCAUGUAGGUAAAAGUGUUGUUUCCAUGCUCCCUUCCCUCGCCCUACUCUACUCGGAGUUGGCCACCAUCCCACCCCGUUCCGAUGGGGUUGGGUGGUCGAACGGUGUGUUACGCCCGGAUAUAGAAUAUGUGUAGAGUAAGCCCUUAUUUAAAAGCGAUAUAAAGUGUAGUUUUGUUUCUUCUAGUUCGCACGCUCGCACGUACCGGUAUUGUGAGCGUAUUUGAGGAGAGGAGGUAGGAGAGAAAAAAACUGUUUGGCUUUAUUUUAUAAUGUUGUUUUUAUGCGACACGGUUCAUCGGUAAAUAAAAUGAGUUUGAAUUU